This is a messenger RNA of Eruca vesicaria subsp. sativa (arugula), 1371 nucleotides long. NCBI's taxonomy places the organism in Eukaryota, Viridiplantae, Streptophyta, Magnoliopsida, Brassicales, Brassicaceae. The record is from the annotation of a GenBank genome assembly.
CUAUAUUGCAUAAAAACAGUGAGACAUAGAUAAGAGAAAGAUAGGUCGUGGUGAUGAUCAGUUAGGCAAAACCCAACUUUCUAUCUAUGUAUAAUUAGGUCAAUCACAUCACUUGUUUAACCUUUUUGCUCCUCCACUCCUUCAAAAAUUAGGGUUUCUUGCUUCUCUCCUCAUUUCUCAAUUCCCCAAGUCACCCCCAUCGGCUUGCUGUAGAAAGGCAAAAACCAUACCAUUUAAUCAAAAGAUCUGACCUCUAAAAAGAUGAUGAUGACAGAUUUGUCUCUUACAAGAGAAGGAGAAGAGGAAGAGGAAGAACAAGAACAAGAACAACCCAAGAAACCCAUGGAAGAAGUAGAGAGAGAGCACAUGUUCGACAAAGUGGUGACUCCAAGCGACGUAGGGAAACUAAACAGGCUCGUGAUCCCAAAGCAAUACGCAGAGAGAUACUUCCCUUUAGAUUCAACCACAAACGAGAAAGGUUUGCUUCUAAACUUCGAAGAUCUCUCAGGAAAGUCAUGGAGGUUCCGUUACUCUUACUGGAACAGUAGCCAGAGCUAUGUCAUGACCAAAGGUUGGAGCCGUUUCGUUAAAGACAAAAAGCUCGACGCCGGAGAUAUUGUCUCUUUCCAGAGAUGUGUCGGAGAUUCAGGAAGAGACGGUCGCUUGUUUAUCGAUUGGAGGAGAAGACCUAGAGUCCCUGAGCAUCAUCAGACAUCGUUUGCUCACUUUGCUGCUGGAUCUAUGUUUCCUAGGUUUUACAGUUUUCCGACAGCAACUAGUUCAACUUGUUACAAUCUCUACAAUCAUCAUCAGCAGCCACGUCAUCAUCACAGUGGUUACCUUUAUCCUCAAAUUCCGAGAGAAAUUGGAUACGGCUACUUGGUAGAUCAAAGGGCGGUGGUGGCUGACCCGUUGGUGAUAGAAUCUGUGCCGGUGAUGCUGCACGGAGGAGCUCAAGUUAGCCAGGCGGCUGUUGGAACUGCCGGGAAGAGACUGAGGCUUUUUGGAGUUGAUAUGGAGGAAGAAUCUUCAUCUUCUGCUGGGAGCUUGCCACGUGGCAAUGCUUCUCCGUCGUCCUCUUUGUUUCAGCUGAGACUUGGAAGCAGCAGUGAAGAUGAUCACUUCUCUAAGAAAGGAAAGUCUUCAAUGCCAUUUGAUUUGGAUCAGUAAUGAUGAUGACAUUAGUCGGUAUUAAAAAGAAAUCAGACUUAAAUUUUAUAUAUAGAUAUAUAUAAAUAUAUAUAUAUGACAACAUAUAUAAUGCAUUGAUUUCGUUUACAUUUAUCGAGAAAUGAUAUGUUUGUCCAUAUGUAAGUUAUAUGGACUCGAUUAGUCUUUUGUUAAGUUGUUCCUCAAAAUAUUUGAUUAUGU